AUGGAAACCGUCGCGCAAGACCUUGGUGGUGGGAGAAAAUUACCGCGCGGAUGGCGAUCCUCGAGAACUUUCGUUAUCUGUGUGGUUUGUUUUGCUGGGAUGACGGACAUGCUACUCUACGGAUUGAUUGUGCCUAUUGUCCCGACAGCUCUCCAUGAGAGAGUCAAGUUAUCUCAGGGAGAGGAGCAACGGUGGACGUCAAUUCUUCUCGCGCUACACGGGGCAGCAAUGACCAUAGUGUCUCCCAUAUGCGGAUAUCUUGCAGACCGCACCCAGUCACGUCGGUGGCCGUUCCUCAUAGGGCUUGCGAUCUUGGUAGUCGCCACCGCGCUACUCUGUAUCGGCACGAAUCUGGCUCUGUGGAUUGUGGGACGCUUACUUCAGGGCGCUGCUGGGGCGAUGGUCUGGACUGUGGGGCUCGCGCUGCUGGUGGAUCGAUUUGAGGAGGAUGCACUGGGACAAGCGCUGGGGUAUGCCGCCAUGUCCACGGUAGGGGGAACUACGGCUGGCCCCCUCUUGGGAGGCAUUCUCUAUGAACAUGGAGGUUAUUACGCCCCGUUCGGACUAGCAUUUGGCGUUCUUGUGUUGGACGCGGUUCUCCGCAUUAUGAUCGCCGAGAAUGCGCCAGAAGAGGCAACAAUGGAGCCUCUCAAGGCGGAACAUGUGCAGGUGAAAAUUGAGAAACAAGAAGCACCCGACCAAACACCAGACCAGUCUGGCAUGAAUUCUUCACCGCUGGGUUCUUGUCAACCCUCGGCACAUACGGCAGCGUUUUUCCUGCUCCGAUCUCCACGGAUGCUUCUGGCAUUGACGGUCUAUUUCUUCGUCUCGGCGGUCCUGGCAGCAUUUGACAGUGUGUUGCCACUGUUUGUCCAUGACACUUUUGGUUGGAAGCAAACGGCCCAAGGCCUCAUCUUUAUCCCCCUGAUGGCACCGCAUAUCAUCGACCCCGUCAUCGGCUCUGUGCUAGACCGGUGGCCCAAGACCCGCUACUACUUGAUUGCCGCGGCCCUCUUUUCCCUGGUGCCGCUGUUGUGCAGCCUGCGAUAUGUCACGGAGAACCUUCUCAGUCAUAAGAUCCUUCUCUGCGCAUUGCUGGCGCUCAUUGGUGCUUGCGUUGGUAUCGUCGAGACACCGGUUAUGGUCGAGGUGACCCGUCUUGCGCUUGACGCGCCAGUAGCUAGCCCCGGGGCGUUGGGCGGAAAGGCCUUGAUUGCACUGGCCUGCGGGCUGAGCAAUGGCUUUUUUGCUGCUGGAGCACUGAUGGGACCCUUUCUCGGGGGAUACAUUCGAGAUUAUGCCGGGUGGACGACUAUGUCGUGGGCUCUGGCGGUGCCGAUGGGCGUGUGUGGAGUGGUCGUCUUGGUAUUUCGUCACUGA
This is a messenger RNA of Aspergillus campestris IBT 28561, 1380 nucleotides long. RefSeq names its product MFS transporter. The transcript has 6 exons. Lineage: Eukaryota; Fungi; Ascomycota; Eurotiomycetes; Eurotiales; Aspergillaceae. The record is from RefSeq and is a predicted model, not a curated record. Bases 1 to 1380 code for a protein of 459 amino acids. Gene Ontology annotation, biological process: transmembrane transport. Gene Ontology annotation, molecular function: transmembrane transporter activity.